This is a messenger RNA of Metarhizium album ARSEF 1941, 1599 nucleotides long. Its product is annotated as MFS transporter. Gene Ontology annotation, biological process: transmembrane transport. Bases 1 to 1599 code for a protein of 532 amino acids. The transcript has 3 exons. Lineage: Eukaryota; Fungi; Ascomycota; Sordariomycetes; Hypocreales; Clavicipitaceae. Gene Ontology annotation, molecular function: transmembrane transporter activity. The record is from RefSeq and is a predicted model, not a curated record.
AUGGCCCUAACAAAGCACAUCAGUACACGCAAUCCAAAUGAUUUUCCGACUCUGCAGCUCUUUCUUCUAGCCGUGGUUCGUCUUGCCGAACCCAUUGCACUCACCUCCAUCUUUCCUUACGCAUGGGCCCUUGUGAAGAAGUUCCAUAUUGGAAACGAACAAGAUGCGUCCUUCUACUCCGGACUUCUUAUUUCCUCCUUCUCUCUCGCCGAGGCCUUGAUGGGCAUGUACUGGGGCGGCCUAUCCGACCGCAUUGGUCGCAAACCUGUUUUAAUGAUUGGUUGCCUGGGGACCAUGUUUAGCAUGGUCAUGGUAGGAUUCGCCUCCAACAUCUGGGUUGCGUUACUCGGUCGAGCCAUAGGCGGUCUUCUGAACGGGAACAUUGGCGUUAUUCAAACGAUGGUCGGCGAACUCGUCACAAAGCCCGAACACGAACCCCGCGCUUUCGCCGUGAUGCCCUUUGUCUGGAGCAUCGGAACCAUUAUUGGACCUUGUAUUGGCGGCACCUUUGCCGAUCCCCACGAGUCCUGGCCCAACGUGUUCCUAAAAGGCGGUCUAUUUCAACGCUAUCCGUACCUUCUCCCCAACCUCCUUUGCGCAGCUCUCUUACUCGUCAGCAUUGUUUUGGGAUUCGCGCUCCUCGAUGAGACUCAUCCCGAUAUGCAACCCCGCAUACUGUUGCCUGCAGAUACCUACGUCUCGGAAGAGACUCCGCUGAUAGAGACUUCAGAUGCUAUGAAGCGCCCAGCGGUAGACCUGCGAGCCGAAACCUAUGGAACCCUCCGAAGUGUCCAAAGGGAUGCCGUCUGUGACGGGGGACGAGAAGUCUGUAGUCAGGAAAAGCUGGGUUUGUCCAAGGUUUGGAACAAGCGUGUUGUUGGAUUCAUCAUUGCCUUGUGCAUCUUUACAUAUCAUUCCAUGACAUACGACCACCUCAUGCCAAUUUUCUUCGAGGAUGAUCGCAUCGUCAACAGAGGCACCACUUCCCUUCUGGCGACGUUAAGCUCGUCUGGUGGCUUGGGGCUCUCUCUCCGAGAUGUUGGAAUGAUCAUGGCUGUCAACGGAUGCAUUGCUCUGUUUGUUCAGGCUGUCAUUUUCCCUGUCGCGGCAGAGAGAGUCGGUGUGUACAAGCUCUUUCUCAUUGUCACCGUCUUGCACCCCGUCGUGUACGCGGUUGUUCCCUUUCUACUCCUCGUUCCUGAGUCCCUCAUCUUUCCCUCAAUCUACGUCUGCCUUGCAAUUCGAAAUAUUCUUUCCAUCACUCUGUACCCGCUGCUCCUCAUUCUUAUCAAAGAAGCCACUCCUACAUCCAGCGCUUUGGGCAAGGUCAACGGUUUAGCCGCUAGUGCUGGCGCUGCCUGUCGGAUGAUUGCGCCUCCCAUUGCAGGGUUCCUUUACACCUACGGUAGCAAAAUGAACUGCACGGCUCUGGCUUGGUACGGGAGUGUCGUCGUUGCCAUUGCUGGCUCCGUUCAAUGUUUCCUGGUCCCUCGAGAGCGAAAUACCGAAAUAUCUGACGAAUGUGCUUGGCCACCGCCUUGCAACAAACUCAAUGCUCUUGCCGCUGAAGUCUCUAACGAAGAGCAAGGACGGCAAUGA